Aureobasidium pullulans EXF-150 is the source of this 570-nucleotide messenger RNA. RefSeq lists its product as uncharacterized. Bases 1 to 570 code for a protein of 189 amino acids. The transcript has a single exon. The record is from RefSeq and is a predicted model, not a curated record. NCBI's taxonomy places the organism in Eukaryota, Fungi, Ascomycota, Dothideomycetes, Dothideales, Saccotheciaceae.
AUGCCACCUAUUAGAUCCCUCACAAACACAUUGCGCACACGCAUCCAACAUGCACACCUCCACACCACGCGACCAGCCUUCCACACCCCACCGCCAAAAAUCGACGUCGAAGCUCUACUAGCAACACCAACCUGGUCCCUCGAUUCCCUCCUCCCACCAUCAACUCCUUCAACCUCCACCCCCACAAUCUCCUCCAAACAGCUUCACCACCUCCUCCGCCUCUCCGCCCUCCCACCUCCAAAAGAUGCAGCAGAAGAAGCCAAAAUGCUAUCUUCACUAUCCUCACAUCUCCACUUUGUAAACGAGAUUCGCAAAGUCCAUGUUUCUGGCCUCACGCCAUUGCAAAGUUUACGGGAUGAGACUGCUGCUGGGGUUGAAAUGCAAGAGAUUGGGAUGAAGGAUUUGAAAGACGCGUUUGAGAAGGAAGAGGUCAAGGGGACAUAUUACAGGAGAAUCAGGAGGGAUCAGGACAGGAUCGAGGAGGGGGAGAGUGCGAAGACCUGGGAUGUGCUUGGUGCUGCGAGGAAGAAGGUGGGGAGGUACUUUGUUGUUGACGGUGGGAAGGAGUGA